Cyanidioschyzon merolae strain 10D is the source of this 1044-nucleotide messenger RNA. RefSeq lists its product as hypothetical. NCBI's taxonomy places the organism in Eukaryota, Rhodophyta, Bangiophyceae, Cyanidiales, Cyanidiaceae. The coding region runs from base 1 to 1044 and encodes 347 amino acids. The transcript has a single exon. Gene Ontology annotation, cellular component: mitochondrion. Gene Ontology annotation, molecular function: prostaglandin-E synthase activity. The record is from RefSeq and is a predicted model, not a curated record.
AUGCGGCUAUUGUUGCAGCGUUGGAGCCAAACGAUGCGGCACGGGAGCCGCAACGCGCUCGGGAUCGUGAGGCUGCGAUCCUUUCCUGGUUGCCUCUCUGGGUCGGAAAGUCGAUCACACUGGAGGCCAGUCACGGUAUGGAGCACGUGUGCAGCCGUCAUCGCGGCGAGCUUAGCGAGCGUUCAACGCCCGGAAUGGCGACCGUGGCUCUGCUACGCUGAGGCGUCCACCUCGCUAGAAAGUACACACAACUUCACGGCUGCUACGGAAAAAGUUGCACCCUUGAGCGAUGCAGCGGAACCGGCAACAAUACUGUGGAAACAACUGCCUGACUCGCUUGCAGAGCUGCGCAAGGCCGACAUCGUGCUUUACCAAUAUGAAACAUGUCCAUUCUGCAAUAAACUCCGGGCCUAUCUGGACUAUUGGCGAAUACCGUACAAGGUUGUCGAGGUGAAUCCAGUAGGCAAGAAGGAGCUAAAAUUCAGCUCCUAUCGCAAAGUACCCAUUCUGGUGGUGAACGGCACACAACUCAACGACUCUGCUGCUAUUAUCAAAGCACUGGCGCGCAUCACGGACCCGGACCGUGCGUUAAACACGCAAUGGUUCGACUGGAUCGACUCCUGGUUUGUGCACACCUUACCACCAAAUAUAUACCGCACCCGUCAUGAGGCGCUGGAAACGUUUGACUACAUCACGGAAAAGGAGAAAUUCUCGCCGUGGCAGCGCUUCACGAUUCGCUACGUGGGUGCUGCGGCCAUGUAUUUUGUGAGUCGCCGCCUCAAGAAGAAGUAUCAUAUCGUCGAUGAGCGCCAAGCACUCUAUGAUGCAUGUCGUGACUGGCUCCAGGCUGUCGGUUGGCCAGAACGUCGUUUUCUGGGAGGUGCACGACCAUGUGCUGCAGACCUGGCCAUGUUUGGCGUCCUUCGCAGCAUCGAGGGUUUCACAGCGUUUCAUGAGCUCGCGGCCAAUGUGCCGGAGAUCGUUCAAUGGUAUCGGAUCAUGAAGGACCAGGUGGGUCCGUCUGCGCGCAUUGAUUCGAUGUAG